UUAUUUACAAACCUUUCCUGUAAAUUCACAUAUUUUCCAACUUUUUUGCAACUUUGUUAACAAACAUUUUACAAACUUUUUAAAACUUUUUUCCCGACUUUUUUUCCAACUUACCAACUUUUUACAAACUUAUCUUCCAACCUUUUACAAACUUUUUUUCCCAACUUUUUUUCCAACUUACCAACUUUUCACAAACUUUUUUACAAACAUUUUCCAACCUAUUACAAACUUUUUUUACAAACAUUUUUCCUACACUUUCACAAACUUGAUUUAAUUAAAGUUUAAUUAAUCCCCAACUUUUUUCAAGUUUAUUUACUUAAAGUUUUACUUAUUUUUCACAAACUUAAGUUUGUAAACUUUAAUUUCUCUUUAAUUUUAGAUGGCUACACAAUUAAGAGCAAUUGACGGAUUAAUUUCUGUCUCGGUUACUCAUUGCAGAACAAAUUUACGUUUUUCGCAAUUUACAAUAAAUCCUGAAGGGUUGCUUGGCCCGAUAUUAAAAAUAUUUGAAAUUACAAUUAAUGAUUUAAUUAGACAACGAAUUCCUGAUCUUUUAUGUAGAUCUUUGAGGGAUAUUGUUGAACGAAACUCUCCUCAUUUAUUUCAACGAAUUACUUAUAUUCCUUUAGGGGAGCAUUUUUCUACUUUUGGGAAUGGAACUGAUGGUGUUAUUGAAAGAUUUGUACAACGCCUUUCUAAUGGCUUAUUUAUCGAUGGAAGAAUGGUUUCUGACCCUGUAAUAACCAACGAUUAUUUUGAAACACAACAGAGAGGUGAAUUACGUUAUCCAGAAUCCUAUCAUUCUGCUCCCUUCUUUCCACAGCCAAUUCCAAUAGAAAAUGAUUCACAAAGAAUGUUUUAUUUGUAUGCUUCUGAUUACACAUUAAAUUCGAUGUUAUAUCAGGCCUUUCAACUGGAUAGAUUAACCAUUAGAGUUGAAGAACAAAGCUUGCCAGCUUUAUAUCGAACUUUUGUUCGAACAACCUGUCCAGAUAUAGAUCAAGCUGGAGGGGACUUUUUAAAGACUAUUUGUGUUGGAAAACUUGUGCCAGCUUUGGGGAAACAAUUUCCAAAUACUACAACAAAAUUUGUUAUGGUACCUCAUCAAUUGCCUGAAAUGCAAUUUAAAAAGGGAUUGGGAACAAUGGACUUGAAGGCACAUAUUCUAACAUUUAUCCGAGACCGUCAAACUCACAAGGAUCGCCAAGUUUUGGUCACUUCAGCUGAUGGAACUGCCGACAUUAAACUAAAUGCAGAAAAUGAUAAAUUUGGAGGGGAUUUGAAGUUAAAAAAAUUGCUAGUUCGUUUACACCGUUCAGCUAUUCAAAUUGAACCAGAAAGUAUUUCACAAUUAGCUCCUUUAGCAAAGAUGUUUCUUGGCCCAGAAUUGGCUAAAGCGUUGAAACAAGGAUUGCCUUUUCCGUUAAAAGAUUCUAUGAAAUUCAUUAACCCAAAAUUAACACUUCAUGAUGGCUAUGUUCGUCUAGCCUCUGAUUUUGAGUUAAAUGAACAAACUUUGCGAUUGAGAAUGACAGAGGCUUUUGAGAGAAUUAAAGCAGAAUCCGCAAAUAAUAUUGGGGGAUAA
This is a messenger RNA of Meloidogyne enterolobii, 1585 nucleotides long. NCBI's taxonomy places the organism in Eukaryota, Metazoa, Nematoda, Chromadorea, Rhabditida, Meloidogynidae. The record is from the annotation of a GenBank genome assembly.